This is a messenger RNA of Clunio marinus, 1125 nucleotides long. The record is from the annotation of a GenBank genome assembly. NCBI's taxonomy places the organism in Eukaryota, Metazoa, Arthropoda, Insecta, Diptera, Chironomidae.
AUGGAUGCGGAGUUAUACAAACCUUUCAAGUUGACUUUUUUUAUUUUAAAAAAAAUUGGAAUGUUGCAGGAUGGUGAACAAUCCUGGAUUUACUUUGUUUGUGGAUAUUUUUUCCAUUUCAUAGUUAUUUAUGUUUAUAUUUUUGGUCAACUGACUUACUUGAUUAAUGCUGCUGAUUUAAUGGAUUUCUCUGAAGGUUUGGCUUUGACCACAACUUUUAUAGCACUGUCAUUAAGAAGUAUAAACUUCUUCAGAAAGAUAAAUAAAAUCAAAACAUCAGUGGAAGCUCUCAACAAACUUUUAAGGAAAACUGAUCACGAAGCUUCGAUCAAAGAUCGGAAGUUUAUUAGACAAGAAGUUUCUUUCUGCUACAAAGUUUAUCUGGCAUUUCUUUUCUCUGGAAUCUUAACUCUAACAUCAGGAGCUUUUGUUCCCGUGAUAAACAACAAAGUACCUUAUAAGUUUUGGUUUCCUUUCGAUACUAACAAAGAAACAAGUGAAGUCGGUUUUUGGAUUGCGUCAUAUAUUUUGGUUUUGCAUUCAUUUCCAACUGGAAUACUGGAUAUAAGUUUAUGUAUGUUGCCAGUGAUAUUCAUGGCAUUUGCUAUUGGAUUACUCAGAGAACUUUCGGAACGUUUAAAGAAAAUCAAAACCAUUGAAGAACUCGUUCAAUGCGUCACAAUACAUCAGGAAAUUAAACUUUUCAUCAAAGACAUUCAUGGCAACUUUGCCGAAACAAUUUUCUUUCAAGGAAUUAUGAGUUCGCUUACUUUAUGUACUGGAGUGUUUACCAUGUCUGUUACUGAAAACUUGACACAAUUAAUUCGAAUUAUAACGUUUCUCAUCCCGAUGCUGCUUGAAAUAUUCCUUCCUUGCUACUUUGGAAAUGAACUGUCGAUAGCUUCAUCAACGCUCACUACUUCAAUCUUUCAAUCAAAUUGGAUUGAUGGAGAUAUGACAUUCAAGAGAGCUUUGAUGAUCUUCACUGAAUGCAACAGGAAAGAGUUGAAAAUCACAUCGCUUGGAUUAUUCGAUGUCAACAUUGCAACAUUCAGUUCAAUUGGAAGAAGCGCUUAUUCAGUUUUCAAUGUUUUGAAGCAAUCAACAAAUAGAAAUUCGUAUUGA